UACAGAUGCCCUACCUCCUCUCUCUCUCUCUCUCUCUCUCCCCGAUUUUACUGAUUUCGGCCGGGUUGACUCAGUUCUGGCAACGAUUCUCACCGGAAGUUAGUCCUGUCUGGAGGAGACUACAGAAAACCACAAAAUUUGAAAUAUCCAGAACUUUCAUGCAAAGAAAUUGCUGAGAAUGAGAUUGUUAACUUCUUGUGCCUUACAGAACCCACUGCUUUCCAAACCUGCUUCUCCUUUCCUUGCCAUUGCCUUCUCCUUCUAAGCCAAAUGGACACUGAUGACAAGAUCCUUUAUUGUGAUAACUGUGGCCAUCUUGCUACCUUCAACAAUGGUGAUGAUGGUUUCUAUUACUGCCAAACCUGUGGGUCGCAAGCCCAAGAUGUCAUUGAUACCGCUGGCCAAGGUGAAGAUCUCUUCAAUAGUGGCAUCUACAAUCUGGCCCACAGCCGUAAGAUCAAAUCUGAACCAAUUUCCCAAUCCCAAAACCCGACCCCGUUCCCUAAAUCCUUAAAACCCCCAAAAGAAGAAGACAAGCCGUACCUUUUCGAGGAAGAGAUAUCCAUGCCAUUGGAUUUUGGGAACUCAAUGGAUCCUAUUGAUGCCAACAUGCUUGUGAACAACAUCAGGUUGCGGUAUGUGGAGGGGGUGCAGCUCAUGAUUCAGAUGCAGUGUGAGGCACUUGUGGACAGGUUUGGAGCUAGCGCAUCUAUUUGUGGGUUGUCAGGGACAAUCUGGUUGAGGUACGUGGCAACGUCGGGGGUUUUUGAAGAGCAGUGGGCAACUGAUGUGAUAGCAGACUCGGAGAAGGCAUUUGAAGACCGGGUCGGGAAAGAAGAAGCUGAAAUCUUUUGCAAGCCUAUUGGUGGUAAACAUAAAACAGAACCGCAUACCUUGUAUGGACAGAGAGCGGCGUUUAUUUGGAGUAAAAGUCUGAAAAUGAGAAUACCGGUGGCUUCAUCUUUGGCUAUUUGUCUUUUGGCUUGUCAUAUUGCCAGGGAGGCAAUCCUACCAACUGACAUAUUGAAAUGGGCGCUUGAGGGGAAGCUUCCAUACAUGGCUGCUUUUCUUGACAUUGAAAAACACAUUGGGGCCCAUUCAAGCACAUGCCCGUUAACUUCAAGGCAUUUGUUUAGGCCUGUUCGAGCUGUUGGAAUACAUCAUUUGGAAUUGCUGGCAAGCUCUGUUGCAGAACGUAUAGGAUUGCACCUUCCUUCGGUGAACUUCUAUUCAAUAGCUCGUCGCUAUCUCAUACAGCUCUCACUUCCUGUGGAGAAGAUUCUUCCACAUGCAAACCGUAUUUUUGAGUGGUCGAUGCCUCCAGAUUUAUGGUUCUCGACAAGUCCAUGCAGUCUGCCAACUCGUGUCUGCGUGAUGUCGAUUCUAAUCGUAGCUAUUAGGGUUUUGUAUGAUAUAAAUGGUUUGGGGAAGUGGGAAACGAGUUUGUCUAGCGUCAGCAACUCCAAACAGGCUGUCCAAGUCAAUCAAGCAUCAGAAAAAUCUGUUCAUUCACGUGAGGUUGGUAAGAAGGCUGGUGAUGCGAAGGCUAAUUCCAGUGAGAUGGUCAUGGAUACAAACCGAAGUAGUAGCUCAUCACACAUUCAGAGUUCUGAGUUGGACACUGCAGAAUUAUUGUCCAACCUUGAGAAGGCAUAUCAUAAGCUCACCAACAUACAUGAGUAUUCAAAGGACUUGCCAUCAUAUCUAAAAUACUGCAAGGAUGUUGUCUUUGCUGGACUAACAAUGUCAUAUGAAGAGGAGAAUGUUGCUCAACAAUUGUGGGAUAUAUUUGAGGAUCGAGAGGAAAUCAAACCGCCCUUGGAAAGAGAAACUGGAUGUGGCAUCUUGAGCCGAAAGAGGCCAAGAGAUGAAGGAGAUGUUGCUACGUCCACAGACAGUCAGAGAUCAAGAGAAAACGGGCAUGUCCAAUCCUCCAAAGAUUGCAAGAUAUCAAGACACGAACAUUCUACCACGUCUGUAGGUGAGAAAACGGUUAAUGAGGCGGGCUCCACGAAAUCGACACUCAACGGGCAUCUUAGCAUGCCUACAAGCAAGAAAGGCAAAGCAGUCAAGACCGACGAUCGUGCGACGCGGAGUCUGAGUGGCGAGUGCUCUUCAAGCAUGGAGAGGGCAUUGAGAAGGAUGAAAUCGAACAUGGAGGAGAACAUGUUCCGCUAUAUUCCACCCCGGAACACCUCUCCGAAGAAGCAUGGAUACAUUCAUUUCAAGAGGAAGAGAAUGAGCGGAGAAUUGAAUUAUGUGGCCCACGCGGACUACUACAUAUUGCUCCGUGCUUGCGCCAGGCUCGCACAGGUUGAUGUCCGGACCAUGCAUAUUGCCGUACUGAAACUCGAGAGAAGACUCUCUUGGAUCGAGAGGCGAAUCGAUAGCAGCUUACUGGAGCUUUCUUGUAAGUUAGAUGAUACCAAAUUGUCAUAUUCUGAUGAUUCACUUGAUUUUUCAAGUUUUAAAUUCAAGUUGUGAGCUUUUCUCAA
Magnolia sinica is the source of this 2495-nucleotide messenger RNA. RefSeq names its product TATA box-binding protein-associated factor RNA polymerase I subunit B-like. Bases 271 to 2484 code for a protein of 737 amino acids. Lineage: Eukaryota; Viridiplantae; Streptophyta; Magnoliopsida; Magnoliales; Magnoliaceae. Gene Ontology annotation, biological process: nucleolar large rRNA transcription by RNA polymerase I; RNA polymerase I preinitiation complex assembly. The record is from RefSeq and is a predicted model, not a curated record. Gene Ontology annotation, molecular function: RNA polymerase I core promoter sequence-specific DNA binding. The transcript has 5 exons. Gene Ontology annotation, cellular component: RNA polymerase transcription factor SL1 complex; RNA polymerase I core factor complex.